UCGUCUCAAUUCAACAGCCGAGCGAGAGAGUCCCUUAAUUUAGAACCCCAAAAGCACCCAGGAAACCCUAAUCCAAAAGAGAAGUUUGAUUCUGCUAUCCGAUCAUGGCCUUUUCUACUCGCCUUCUCUCCAAAUCUCGUCAGCUUUAUGGUAGUCAAGCUAUUCUGCGAGCUGAUGCUACCGAUCCUGUCCGGUUUUACUCCAAAGAGGCUGCUCCCCCUAGUCUCAAGGGAGACGAGAUGUUGAAGAAUAUCUUUUUGGAGGUUAAGAACAAAUUUGAGACAGCGUUGGGAGUAUUUAGGAAGGAAAAGUUCACCAUCGACCCAGAUGACCCAGCUGCUGUCUCUCAGUAUGCAAAUGUUAUGAAGACAGUUAGAGAAAAGGCUGGCUUGUUUUCAGAAUCUCAGCGGAUCCAAUACACCAUCCAAACACGAACUCGGGACAUUCCAGAUGUUCGAACAUAUUUAUUGACCUUGAAGGAAAUAAGGAUCAAGAGAGGACUCACUGAUGAACAUGGUGCUGAGGCUAUGAUGAUGGAUGCUUUGGAGAAAGUUGAAAAAGAAAUCAAGAAGCCUCUUAUGAGGGAUGACACAAAAUCAAUGGCUAUUCUUACAGCCGAGUUUGAUAAGAUUAACAAGAAGCUUGGAAUCUGGAAGGAAGAUCUGCCCAAGUAUGAGGAACAACUGGAGCUAAAAAUUGCCAAGGCACAAUUAGAGGAGUUGAAGAAGGAUGCUCUGGAAGCAAUGGAAACACAAUCGAAGCGGGAGGAAUUCAAGGAUGAGCAAAUGCCUGAUGUGAAGUCGUUGGACGUCAGGAAUUUCAUCUGAAAAACUCAAAAUUUGCUUUUGGUGGUUCCUGUUUGAAGGUCUGUUCAUGAAUCGGGUAAAUUGUUUAUCAUUUCGCAGUAAUAAUGACGAUGAUAUAAUGACAGUUAUAAUAAAGAACAAGCGAACAGUUAUAAUGAUGAUGAUCAAGUGAUCAACGAUCAGAUUUUAUCGA
This is a messenger RNA of Hibiscus syriacus, 999 nucleotides long. RefSeq names its product probable ATP synthase 24 kDa subunit, mitochondrial. The record is from RefSeq and is a predicted model, not a curated record. The coding region runs from base 105 to 827 and encodes 240 amino acids. The transcript has 7 exons. Lineage: Eukaryota; Viridiplantae; Streptophyta; Magnoliopsida; Malvales; Malvaceae. Gene Ontology annotation, biological process: pollen development.